AUGGAGGCAUCAAAAGUCAAGGAGGGAACAGUGAGUAUAAAUUAUCCGAUGUUGACAAAAUCCAACUACACAGCGUGGUCAAUGAAGAUGCAGGUCUUCAUGGAAGCUGAGGGAGUUUGGGAGGCUAUGGAGCCUAGUGACCCGAAGGUGGAUGUAACAACACGGAUGGAUAAAAUGACGCUGGCAGCAAUUUAUCAAGGCAUUCCGGAGGAGUUUAUGUUAACUCUGGCCGGUAAAAAAACGGCUAAGGUGGCGUGGGAAGCAAUAAAGACUAUGUAUAGGGUGGCAGAAAGAGUUCAAGAGGCAAAGGAGACAGAGAGUUUGGACGGGUUUUACAUGAAGCUAGGUGGUAUUAUGAUAAACAUACGCACUCUGGGUGAACCGAUGGAAGAGUCCUACGUGGUGAAAAAAAUAUUGCGUGCUGUCCCACACAAGUUUGUACAAAUUGCUUCUACGAUAGAACAAUUUGGUAAGCUUAAGACAAUGACUGUCAAAGAGCUAAUCGGGAGGCUAAAAGCUCAUGAAGAGAGGAUUCGUGGGCAUGUUGAAGACAAUGGGAAUCAGCUGCUUCUAACUCAUAAAUGGAAGGCAAGAGGCUGUGAAGGAUCAUACGGCAAAAAUGAUGGACGUGACAAGAGCAAAAUAAAGUGCUAUAACUGCAACAUCUUUGGACACUAUGCUGCAGAAUGUUAUAAUAUCGAUGAGACAAAGAACAGAAGCAAGAAGUGA
Messenger RNA from Daucus carota subsp. sativus, 729 nucleotides. RefSeq lists its product as uncharacterized. Bases 1 to 729 code for a protein of 242 amino acids. Gene Ontology annotation, molecular function: zinc ion binding; nucleic acid binding. The record is from RefSeq and is a predicted model, not a curated record. The transcript has 2 exons. Lineage: Eukaryota; Viridiplantae; Streptophyta; Magnoliopsida; Apiales; Apiaceae.